CCAUCCCCACCAAUAUUAUUUGUUUGUCAGUCUGUCUUUUGUGUUGGGGCAAAGCCAAAAUGGUGAGAUGUCCCUUUCUGAAAUGAAGACCUUUGGAAGCGUUUCGAUGUGAGUGAGAUGUCAUCGCUAAACCUGUUGAAGGGGUACAUGUCAGAGGAGGACACGGAAGCAGAAGCAGAAGCAGAUGAACAGCACAGCAAACUCCCGUUGCCAAAUUCGCUGAAGAGAGUCUUUCCCAAAGAGGAAGUCGAAGACGACCCAGAGAAGCACGAUGGCAGAGUUAGGAGUUACCCACACCAAAGAGGCAACUGGAAUUCUCUCGUAUACAUACCUUACCAAAGGAAUCCUCCCUUUGAUCUUCUCUGCGACCAGAUAAUCGAGUUCUGCGAGCCGGAGAUCGAGUUGAAAAGAGUCGAGGAGCCGCACAUCAGCCUUACGAGGACGUUUGUUCUUCUGUACCACUGGAUAGACAACUUUGUCUCGGCGGUUAAAGGCUCGAUCCAGACCUUCUCGAGGUUUGAUCUUCAGUUUGACGAUCUGAAGGUUUACUGCAACGAAGAGGGCACUCGGACUUUCCUCGCCCUCGCGGUCGGCUUCGGCAAGAUGGAGAUUACCAAAUCCGUUCAGGUUUUGGACAAGUGCCUAAGUGAAUAUAAGCUGCAUCCAUUUUACAAUGAGGCAUCGUUUCACAUGAGUAUCUUGUGGUGCCUUGGAAACAAAAAGUCUGAACUCGAAGCGAAACUGCCCGAACUGAACAAAGUAUUCGAAGCGAACGUCAGUGACUCACUCGAUCUCACAAUCCCUAUCACUUCGUAUAUUUGUAAGAUUGGCAACAAAAUCUAUAACCUAAAGCUAUUGUGAUUUAUAUUUUGUACUUAAAUUAUAUAUUUUAAUUUACCCUCUUG
Cimex lectularius (bed bug) is the source of this 905-nucleotide messenger RNA. RefSeq names its product U6 snRNA phosphodiesterase. The transcript has 5 exons. Bases 118 to 861 code for a protein of 247 amino acids. The record is from RefSeq and is a predicted model, not a curated record. Gene Ontology annotation, biological process: U6 snRNA 3'-end processing. Gene Ontology annotation, cellular component: nucleus. Gene Ontology annotation, molecular function: 3'-5'-RNA exonuclease activity. NCBI's taxonomy places the organism in Eukaryota, Metazoa, Arthropoda, Insecta, Hemiptera, Cimicidae.